Phycomyces blakesleeanus NRRL 1555(-) is the source of this 833-nucleotide messenger RNA. RefSeq lists its product as hypothetical. The coding region runs from base 10 to 714 and encodes 234 amino acids. The transcript is spliced from 4 exons. Gene Ontology annotation, biological process: L-phenylalanine catabolic process; glutathione metabolic process. The record is from RefSeq and is a predicted model, not a curated record. Lineage: Eukaryota; Fungi; Mucoromycota; Mucoromycetes; Mucorales; Phycomycetaceae. Gene Ontology annotation, molecular function: maleylacetoacetate isomerase activity; glutathione transferase activity.
AUUAUUUCUAUGAAGCCCAUCCAAUUUUAUGAUCUCCGUCUUCCAGCUCUUGGAGAAAAAAGUUGGUCUCCAAAUACCUACAAGACACGCUAUACACUGAAUAUAAAGCGUCUCUCUUAUGAAACAAAAUGGGUUACUUUUCAAGAAGUUCUUACUAUAAUUCCGGAAAUCACCAAGACCGGCGAAACUCCUACUGUACCUAUCAUUGUAGAUGUUGAGAAAGACAAGGUUAUUCAGGAAUCUUUCAAGAUUGCACAGUAUCUGGAAGACACAUACCCUGAAACUCCUAGUUUAUUCCAUGGAAAUGAGGAGCUACACGCAUCUAUUCAAAAAAAAAUAGGCUCUACCCUGGCUCUUAAUCUCGCCUGUAUUGUUGUAUUAAAAAUAAUCAAGGCAUACGGCAAUGAGGCCGAGCAGGCCAAGUUCAGAAAGGAUCGUGAAUCCAAAUUUGGAAUGCCAAUAGAGCAGCUUAUAGGAGAUCCGGAGGAUCGCAUUAAGGCAAUUCAAGAUGGAUUGGAAGACUUCAGAGAAACUUUGACAAAGACCCCUUAUUUGACCGGAUCUGAAGUUGGGUGGGCUGACGUUGUAUUGGCUUCUCAAUUGAGGUUCAUAGACUCUAUGGAUCCCGAAUUAUUUGAUUCAAGAGUAUUGGAUGAUACAAACAGAGAAAAGUCUUUAAGAGAAUGGUACGUGCGCAUGUCUGUGUACGCAUAGACUGUAAAUCAUACAAUAAACUUUUUGUAAUUAUGAGUAUAUACUCUAUUUUUAUUAUUGAAAUCAUUUUGUUUUUGACUUUAUCAAAUAAACCUUUGAAUGAUCUAUUAUGAGAAACC